AUGGUCUAUCGCUCAGGGCAAUUGGUCCGGACAGCAGCCCGGACCGUCUCCUUCGUCCCUCGCCGAACGUUGACUUCGACAGCCGUCCGUUACGCUUUGAAGGAUGGCGAAAGCAAAAAGCCGACCGGCUGGUUCUCUUCCUUGAAGAACGCGUUCAUGGGAGAUUCCAGUCAAAAACCCAAAGUCACCCACCGACCCUCGGCCCCUAAGAAGGAAGAAGGUGCUUUAGGGAGCUCCAUCUUCGGAUCAGAUUUCACCGCACCAGCAUCGGGUCCCAUGCCAUCCCGGCCGAAGGAUGGACCAAAAGAAAUCGCCUCCGGAAAGCUAGAGGACCGCGACUUGAGCCGCCUGCAAGUGGGACUGGGUCCCGACCCCAAGGCCCAGCUGCGGUGGGAGAGGAAGAUGGUUGUCCGCGAGAUCCGGAAACGAGGCCGUGUACCGACAAAGGUGCAGAUUAAGCGCACAGAGCGCGAGUCACUUUCCAAAUCCCACUGGAUCAAGACCUCGCUGAAGAAGCUGGGUCCUCUGGCCCGCCAAAUCGCUGGCAAGAAUAUCGACGAAGCCAUCCUCCAGAUGCGCUUCAGCAACAAAAAGGCCGCCAGGGACGUGCUGGAACAUCUGGAACACGCAAAGAACGUCGCCGUGGUCCGUGCCGGCAUGGGCCUUGGCCUUGAUGCUCCCAAGUCCGAAUCACCGAAACCCCUUACUGUCAUACUCAAGACUGGCGAACGGCAUAAGAUUGCCAAUCCCACUGACAUCUACAUCCAAGAGGCCUGGGUCAAUCGUGGUCCCUAUGGAUAUGAGAUGGAUCACCGCGCCCGCGGUCAGAUCAACCGCCUACGUCCCCCUACCACAAGCAUCUCAGUCCUGUUGAAGGAAGAGAAGACUCGCAUCCGCGAGUGGGAGGACCGUGAGGCGAAGGCCCAGCGGGAGCGCAGGUCUCAGCUCUGGACACAACUGCCUGAUCGCAAGAUCUCCGCGCAGAACCAGUACUACAGCUGGUGA
Messenger RNA from Penicillium griseofulvum, 1005 nucleotides. Its product is annotated as mitochondrial 54S ribosomal protein uL22m. Gene Ontology annotation, cellular component: mitochondrial large ribosomal subunit; ribosome. The record is from RefSeq and is a predicted model, not a curated record. Bases 1 to 1005 code for a protein of 334 amino acids. Lineage: Eukaryota; Fungi; Ascomycota; Eurotiomycetes; Eurotiales; Aspergillaceae. Gene Ontology annotation, molecular function: structural constituent of ribosome. The transcript is spliced from 2 exons. Gene Ontology annotation, biological process: ribosome assembly; translation.